This is a messenger RNA of Cydia amplana, 1862 nucleotides long. RefSeq lists its product as uncharacterized. Lineage: Eukaryota; Metazoa; Arthropoda; Insecta; Lepidoptera; Tortricidae. The record is from RefSeq and is a predicted model, not a curated record. The transcript is spliced from 11 exons. Gene Ontology annotation, biological process: signal transduction. Bases 252 to 1661 code for a protein of 469 amino acids. Gene Ontology annotation, molecular function: GTPase activator activity.
UAUUAAUUUACGUUUAUAAUUCUAUUAUAUAUUAUAUUGCGAGAAGUGACAAGUUGGAAGAAAUGGAGGUGUGGUCAUAUAACUUGAAUUGAGGACUCGUUCACAAAUUGAUCUUCCCUAGGGCUCUUGCCUGCGUGCAGUACAGCUAUACACCGAAUAUUAGCGACACAAAUGUUUUUAUAAUUUAUUAACAACCAAGUGGUUAGGUUAUGCAUUUUUUAAAUAAAUCGAGCUUAACCUAGGCUGCUAAAAUGAGCAACUGGGCAAGGAGGAUGCACCGGCGGGCUGCCACUUUGAGCAAUGUGGUCACAUCCUGCGGGCACCCGAAUACCCUGCCCUAUCCGCGGCGGCUAGAAAAAGUGAAGUUUGGAGUACCUUUGCACGAAGUUUGUAAAGACGACAUACCUGGGCCUCUACUCGUGCUGAUUUUAAAGUUGAACAAGGAGGCACCUCUGCGGCGCGACGUAUUUCGCGCGCCAGGACACCAGGGUGCUAUGAAGAAGCUAAUUCACUUCCUGCAAACGGGCCGACUAGUGAAUGUAGACAAUUACUCCGUGUAUACCAUUGCUAGUGUACUCAAGAAGUUUUUGAGGAAAAUACCGGGAGGUGUGUUUGGACGCGACGGGGAGAUGAAUCUUUUCACUGCAGUUGAGUUGCCUGAAGAGCAGCAAGUCCAUGAAAUAAGAAGACUGCUUCUGUCCUUACCAGUGUGCACGCAAAGGCUGCUAGUGCUACUGUUCGGCACGUUUCGGGUGAUGGCGUCAAAUGCUGACAAAGCUGGUACCGGCAUGACAUCCGAAGCGCUCGGUGUGUCCGUUGCCCCGUCAUUCUUCCACUCUUGCGUGUCGGAUGGCAAAACCGCCACCAUGGAGGACGUUCAAAGGUUCAAGGUGGCGACCCGCAUAAUGCGUCAGCUGAUCGAGCAGUUCUCGGCGGGCGAUCUGUUCGGGCGCGACAACUACGAAUACUACGCGCGGGUCACGGGCCGUAUCCUUCGAGUUAAGGACGAGUGGAUAUGCUCGUUCAGGGACCCGCCGCCGCCGAGACACCGCAUCGAUCAGGAGGCCUACGCUAGACAAUUAUCACUGGAAGCGGAGAAGACGUGGUUGCAAUGCGAAUGCGAUCGUUGGGGCAAUAAAUUUAAUUUAGAAGGUUUAACAAAGUCUGAAGAGUGCCAGUCCAUGCCCGCGCUGAUGGGCGUCGUGGGCGGCAGCGCGGCCGGCGGCGUGCUCGGGCUCGGCAUCAUACCCGAGCACUCGCUGCUCGACUCCUGCACCAGGCUGUCCAUCUCGCUCGAGGAGAGCGUGUUCAAGGUGUCGGUGAGUUCGUCGUCGCAGUCGUCGCGCAGCAACUCCAGCCCGCACAUGACGCUGGACGAGCUCCGAGCCAUCAACAAGUACGCGGAGAGCACCAAGAGCCUCUCCUAUCUCCCCCAGGUCCACGAGCGGCAGCGGGCGCGCAUGCGCACACGCUCCGAGUGGUUCCUGCAGCCCGCGGCCUCGCUGGACGCGCCGCGCGCGCGCGCCGGUGGCGAACGUCGCAGUUCGCGGCGGCGGUCCCGGCGCGCUCGUCUGUGCGCGGGCGGCGCCGCGUGCCGCGCGCUCACGCACGCCGACACUGAGGUCCCGCUCGCUCUCCAGCCUCGUAAAAUAACCGCCUGACGCGAAAUCAAGGUCGACAUCACCUACCUAGGAGUGCCUACACCGAAGCGCGCCACGGAACCUGAUCUGAGGCUUCUUGUUAGUUAUUUAAGUCUUCGGCCUCGCAGUGAUCGUCUAUCGCUUCCUUAAAUACACCACACCAUCUGCGGUUAGUCGUCUGAUACUGAGAUUCCGCUCGCUCUCCAGCCUCGUAAAAUAACC